Molecule: messenger RNA, 7229 nt
Organism: Rattus rattus (black rat)
Lineage: Eukaryota; Metazoa; Chordata; Mammalia; Rodentia; Muridae
Gene: Mllt6
Product: MLLT6, PHD finger containing
Exons: 20
Coding region: 119-3445 (1108 amino acids)
Biological process (GO): regulation of transcription by RNA polymerase II
Cellular component (GO): nucleus
Molecular function (GO): histone binding; nucleosome binding
Source: RefSeq, a predicted model, not a curated record
GACGGCGGCGGAGGAGGGGGCGAGGAGGCGCGCGGCCCCCGCUCCCUCCCUCCCCCCCUGACCCCCGACCCCCGCCGGCCGGCCCCCAGCCCCAGCCCCGGAGGGAGCUCAUGGGAGUAUGAAGGAGAUGGUAGGAGGCUGCUGCGUAUGUUCGGACGAGAGGGGCUGGGCCGAAAACCCGCUGGUCUACUGCGAUGGGCACGCGUGCAGCGUGGCCGUCCACCAAGCUUGCUAUGGCAUCGUCCAGGUGCCAACAGGACCCUGGUUCUGCAGGAAAUGUGAAUCUCAGGAGCGCGCAGCCAGGGUGAGAUGUGAGCUGUGCCCACACAAAGAUGGGGCAUUGAAGAGGACUGACAAUGGAGGCUGGGCCCAUGUGGUGUGCGCCCUGUACAUCCCGGAGGUGCAGUUCGCCAACGUGCUCACCAUGGAGCCCAUUGUUCUGCAGUACGUCCCUCACGAUCGCUUCAACAAGACCUGUUACAUCUGUGAGGAACAGGGCCGGGAAAGCAAGGCCGCGUCAGGAGCCUGCAUGACCUGUAACCGUCAUGGAUGCCGACAAGCUUUCCAUGUCACCUGUGCCCAGAUGGCAGGCCUGCUGUGUGAGGAAGAAGUGCUGGAGGUGGACAACGUCAAGUACUGCGGCUACUGCAAAUACCACUUCAGCAAGAUGAAGACGUCCCGGCACUCCAGCGGGGGAGGAGGGGGAGCAGGAGGAGGCGGCAGCGGAGGCGGCAGCGGAGGCAGCGGCAGCGGCACCAGCGGUGGUGGAGGUGGCACAGGGGGAGGCGGCAGCAGCAAUAGCUUCCUUAGCGGCAGGAGAAGCCGGUCAGCCUCACCGUCCACCCAGCAGGAGAAGCACCCUACCCACCAUGAGAAGGGCCAGAAGAAGAGUCGAAAGGACAAAGAACGCCUUAAACAGAAGCACAAGAAGCGGCCUGAGUCUCCCCCCAGCAUCCUCGCCCCGCCUGUGGUUCCCACUGCUGAUAAGGUCUCAGCUACGACUUCCUCCCACCAUGAGGCCAGCACUCAGGAGACCUCUGAGAGCAGCAGGGACUCAAAGGGGAGAAAGUCUUCCAGCCAUAGCCUGAGUCAUAAGGGCAAGAAACUGGGCAGUGGGAAAGGUGUGAGCAGUUUUACCUCCGCCUCCUCCUCCUCUUCCUCUUCCUCCUCUUCCUCCUCCUCUGGGGGCCCCUUUCAGCCUGCAGGCUCAUCUCUGCAGAGCUCUCCUGACUUUGCAGCCUUUCCCAAGCUGGAGCAGCCGGAGGAAGACAAGUACUCCAAGCCUCCAGCUCCCACUCCGCCAGCCCCUCCCUCGCCCACCAUCCCUGAGCCCCCGAAGGCUGACCUCUUCGAACAGAAAGUGGUCUUCUCUGGCUUUGGACCCAUCAUGCGCUUCACCACCACCACCUCCAGCUCCAGCCGGGCCCGGGCCCCCUCCCCUGGAGACUAUAAGUCUCCCCAUGUUUCAGGGUCCGGGACCGCAGCAGGCUCCCACAAACGGAUGCCUGCACUGAGUGCCACGCUUGGACCUGCUGAGGAGGCCCCCGAGACGACUCUGAAGGAGAAGAAACACAAAGCCAGCAAGAGGAGCCGUCAUGGGCCAGGCCGACCCAAGGGUAGCCGAGGCAAGGAGGGCGCUACAGGCCCGACCGCCUCCCUCCCUGCCGCUCAGUUGGCUGGCUUCACUGCCACUGCGGCCUCACCCUUCUCUGGGGGUUCUCUGGUCAGCUCCGGCCUGGGUGGCCUGGCUCCCCGUACCUUUGGGCCUUCAGGAAGCUUGCCCAGUUUGAGCCUGGAGUCCCCCCUGCUGGGGGCAGGCAUCUAUACCAGUAAUAAGGACCCCAUCUCUCAUGGUGGAGGGAUGCUGCGGGCUGUCUGCAGCACCCCACUCUCUUCCAGCCUGUUGGGGCCCACAGGGACCUCAGCCUUGCCCCGCCUCAGCCGGUCCCCGUUCACCAGCACCCUCCCCUCCUCCUCUGCUUCCAUCUCCACCACUCAGGUGUUUUCUCUGGCUGGCUCAACCUUCAGCCUCCCUGCAUCCCACAUCUUUGGAACCCCUAUGGGCACUGUUAACCCCCUCCUCACCCAAGCGGAGAGCAGCCACACAGAGCCAGACCUAGAAGACUGCAGCUUCCGGUGUCAUGGGACCUCCCCCCAGGAGAGUCUGUCUUCCAUGUCUCCCAUCAGUAGCCUCCCUGCACUCUUCGACCAGACAUCAGCGCCCUGUGGGGGUGGCCAGUUAGACUCCACAGCCCCCGGAACAACCAACAUGGAGCAGCUACUGGAGAAGCAGGGUGAUGGAGAGGCUGGUGUCAACAUUGUGGAGAUGCUGAAGGCCCUGCAUGCAUUGCAGAAGGAAAACCAGCGGCUGCAGGAGCAGAUCCUUAGCCUGACCGCUAAGAAGGAGCGGCUGCAGAUCCUUAACGUGCAGCUCUCUGUGCCCUUCCCUGCCCUGCCUGCUGCCCUGCCGGCCGCCAACGGCCCUGUCCCAGGGCCCUAUGGACUGCUUCCUCAAGCUGGCAGCAGUGACUCCCUGAGCAUCAGCAAGAGCCCUCCGGGGAAGAACUGCCUUGGCCUGGACAACACCCUGUCCACAUCUUCUGAGGACCCACACUCAGGCUGCCCGAGCCGCAGCAGCUCAUCGCUCUCCUUCCACAGCACGCCCCCACCGCUGCCCCUGCUCCAGCAGAGCCCUGCCACUCUGCCCUUGGCUCUGCCUGGGGCUCCUGCCCCACUCCCACCCCAGCCACAGAACGGGCUGGGCCGGGCGCCCGGAGCAGCGGGGCUGGGAGCCAUGCCCAUGGCAGAGGGGCUGUUGGGUGGGCUGGCAGGCAGCGGGAGCCUGCCCCUCAAUGGGCUUCUGGGAGGGUUGAAUGGGGCUGCUGCUCCCAACCCUGCGGGCUUGAGCCAGGCUGGCGGGGCCCCCACGCUUCAACUGCCAGGUUGUCUUAACAGCCUCACAGAGCAGCAGAGACACCUCCUUCAGCAGCAAGAGCAGCAGCUGCAGCAGCUGCAGCAGCUCCUGGCCUCUCCACAGCUGACCCCAGAGCACCAGACUGUGGUCUACCAGAUGAUCCAGCAGAUUCAGCAGAAACGGGAACUGCAGCGGCUGCAGAUGGCUGGGGGCUCUCAGCUACCCAUGGCCAGUCUACUGGCUGGAAGCUCCACCCCACUGCUGUCCGCGGGCACCCCUGGCCUGCUGCCCACAGCAUCAGCCCCACCCCUGCUGCCUGCUGGAGCCCUGGUGGCCCCUUCACUGGGCAGCAAUACAAGUCUCAUGGCUGCAGCGGCUGCGGCCGCAGCAGUGGCAGCGGCAGGCGGACCUCCAGUCCUCACUGCUCAGACCAACCCCUUCCUCAGCCUGCCCGGGGCGGAUGCCAGUGGGAAUGGCUCCAAAGGAGGGACCGCUGACAAAGGAGCCUCAGCCAGCCAGGAAAAAGGCUAACUCGACCCUGCCCCUCCUGACCCCUACAUGGCUCGAGGGUCCUUGCCUGGAGUGGGCAGCUGGGUCCAGACUCUGGAGAGCCGGGCCCAGAGCCUGUGUGGAUCCCCAGGGAGUUGUGCCUGGAGUUCCAGGUGCUGAGGAGAGAGACGACCGACCGGAGAGGAGCCCUUCCACCAGGCCCACCCCCUCACUGCACUGGCUGCUCAGAGAGGAUCAGGGGAGGACAGGUUCCUAGCCUGCCUAGGAGCCUCCAUCCUCCACAGAUGCCUAGGGGCCCCCAAAGAACAAAGUAGGUCUGGUAUAAGAUGUGGAGGGAUGGUUGGACCUACCACAUAAACCAAUCAGCACUUGAAUGGGGAAGGUGAAGGGUGGGCCCCUGGGCCCAUCUCUGUGUGGAAAUUCCUUAUGGAAAAAGGGCUGGUCCCACCUGACCUCCAGUUUCUUCCCAGCAGAAGGGAUGCAUCCCUUUGACUGUUUCUUAUCAUCCCUCCCAGCUGAGGGUCUCAAGCUGAGCUUGGAAAAGCCUACAGAUGUGGUGGGGCUGAGGAAGGGCAGGAGAGCACCUCUUGGGGCCCCAUGAUGGGGCCGGGCGGGGAAGUCCUUUGCUGUCCUGCCCCUUUUUGCACUAUUGGCUUAAGGAGUGCCGAGGGUGGGGAGAGGGAGCUGCCUGACUCCACAGAUCGUGAGUGUGUGUGAGUGUGUGAGUGUGUGAGAGAGAUGGUCAGUCUGUUUAACCUGUCUGUCUGUCAAUUCUUCCUCUGGACCUGGGGCGGCCAAGGGCAAGAGCGGGAGCAGCGGCCAGUACUGGAGCAGGAGCUCCUAGCUCUUGUACCCUCUACCCCCUCACUAACUCUGGUCCUUUUCCAGGGCACGAAUGGUUAACUUAUAAAAAAAGAAAGAAAAAAGGAAAAAAAACAAACAAACAAAAAAAUAAAACAGACCAGUACUCCAGUAUUGGAGAAUUCCUAGGGGCUGGGGCUCUGAAUCAGGGUAAUGUCCUACCUUCCCUCCCCUGGACCCCACUCCAUCUCAGGGCCCCCUCAGGGCCUCCUCCCCCACUGUUAGUUUGAUCAGUCCUGGCACAAGAGCAUAGGGGAGGGGUAAAGUGCCACUUCUUUUUUUUUUUUUUUUUUUGCAAAAGUCUCCCUCUCCGAAGUAGCUAGCCUGCCUCUCGAAUCCUUUCACCAGCUAGUAGAGCCACUUAAGCUAACAGCUGUCCCCUUCACCCACCAGCUAUUCUCCAGGGUGUAGUAAUAGGCAGCAGAGACUUUCUGCCCAGGGCGGUAAUGAAAAAAACGUUGAGUGGGACACAGAGCACCGCUACGGAAGCCUGUGUCCCUUUCGGUUGCACUGGCUGGGACUGAGGGUCAGUUCCAGUUCCCUUUGCUCAUGUCUGUGUGUCUCUCUGCAUGUGUGCAUUUUGGUGUGUUUAUGUUUGCGUUUUGUUGUUGGGGUUUUCCAGGUUUUUUUUGUUUUUUUGUUUUGUUUUCUGGGUUUUUUUUUUUUUUAAAUAAAGAGAAGAUGUGUAUAUUUUUGGCAAGAACAGAAACGUAGUGCAGAUAUAUUUUUGCCUGUGCUGCUCAACUGUUUGUCCCGUCCCCCCUCCCCCCAAUCCGGGAAAUAAUAGUCCUGUUGAUAAGACUGUAAGAUGUUAGGACGGGCCGGGACCCUUCAGAGGCAAACUCUUUGGCACUUGGAAGGGUUUUGGGGGACAGUUGAGAUGACCUCAGAAAUACUCACUUUUCUAACUGCUUAAUAUUAGAGAGACAUCUUCAUCUUCUCAGCUCUUGUAGACUCCUUGUCUACAAGCCAGCGAUGCUUCGAGUCCUGAGAGGACUUUUUAUCCAGGCCCACGCACGCCCUUUCCCCACUCAGAACCAAGUACCGCGCGUGUUUGCUAAGGCUGUCACCUGUGAAGCAGGAGCUCUCAGUGCUCUGGAGGUCUGGUCUCCAUUCUCCCUGAGCUCUUUCCUACUCCGGGCCGGGCUGCCCUAACAGGUAGUCAGGUGAGGCUUGCUGAGAGCUCUGGACUGUAUGGUUUGGUGCCCCUCUGUGUAGCCGACCUAGAACUGUCUCUGUAGACCAGGCUGCCCUCAAACUCAGAUCUGCCUGCCUCUGCCUCCCGGGUGCUGGGACAGAGGUGGGCCGGCGGUGCUACUCCACACACUGAGACUUGAGGAAAGUUGUGGCACCCGGUGCUGCAUCACAGGGAGAAUUGUGAGGGUCCUUGAAAGGGAGUGGGAUAUGUAACAUGGCUCUGACAACCUCACUUUUUUUUUUUAAUUUCUUUUAUUUUUUAUUUUUUUGACAAGGUCUACUCUUACGUAGCUUUGGUCACCCUGGAACUUGCUAUGUACACCAGGCUGGCCUCUGCCUCCUGAGUGCUGGGAUUAAAGGCGUGUGCCACUAUGUCUGGCUUUGAUCCAUUUUUUGAUAAAGAGCUUGGUAGGAGGAGGGAAAGGAUACAGAUUCGGGGCCGUCUCUGUCUGGGAGGGGGAGGAUGUGGUUUGCAGAGCGGAAGUGGAGUCUGAGAAUGCAUGAGUGGAUCUUAAUGUCACCACCCUCAGUGAGAAGACAUGAGUGAGUGAGUGACGCGUGCUGAGCCUGUGCCCACCGGGGUGGGAGCGUCAUGGCAGGUGGACGGCACAAGGGACCUGGCUGUAUUUAGGGGCCGUUGGAGCUGGCUUUACAGGUGACUGCUCUAAGACGGGACCUCAGUGACAGCAAUGAGGAGCCUUCGUACCUAGCCUUGUGGUUAUAAUUGCCCCACUGUCAAGCUUUUCAGCUGCGGCUGGUUGGCUGGUUGUCCGUGCGUGCGUGCGUGUGUGCGUGUGUGUGUGUGUGAUGGGUGUGAUGGGUGUGUGGUGUGAGUGUAGUAGGGUUGUGCCCGUGGCGGGAAGGUAUCUAUGUAGCACUGACUGUCUUAGCUCUGAGCUGACGAAUCCUCCACAGACAAUGACACUUUUAAGGGUUGCCUUUAAGAGAAGAAAUAAAUUGUAUCUCCCAUCCCCUCUCCCUCAUCCCAGCUUGUGGGUUUCCCCCUCAGGCUCCUGGGUCUACUGCUGGCCCUGGAUAGUCUGAUCAUGAGGCUGGUGACCCCUUCCCUUCCCUAUGUUGAGACCCAGGGAGUGCCCACCCUAGACUCCUAGGAAGGGCCUAGACAAAUGAGGGGAGCCCAGAGAGAGGCUAACACUUCUAUUUCCUUUUCCCACCCCGGAAAUGCUGACAGGUUUUCAAAGACACAGGCUCAUCUUGCUAGUCUCCAUCAAACCUAAGAGUGCAGUGGGCCAACAGGCAGGGUUCCUAGGGAGAGGUGCCCUAUAGGAUGGAGGAAGGUGGGACCAGGGAGCCCCUCUGUUCCUUCCAGCCACUUCCUCCUGGAUUAGAGGUGUGUCUAGUUCCCAGCAGACCACCUUGUCUUGACCUACUGAAGAAUUGGGGACUGCGGGCUGUCCUCUCUCCUGUGUUCGCGUUCUGGGACUGAAGGCCUGAAGGACUCUGGCUCCCUUUCUUCCAUCCCAGCCUGUUUCCAUGUAGCAGUCCCUUCCUGGGGGAGCAAGGAAGGGAAGCCGCAGAUUGCAAACCCAGGGCUCAUGUUUCAUUCUUUCUGAAACCUUUAUAUCCUCAGCCCAAGAGGCAGUGUUCCCCUGCGACCUCCAAGCCUGGAAUUGUGCAUAGCCUGGGUCUUGUAUCUUUGUAUAACGGAUGUUAUUUGUACGAAGGGCAGUUCGUAAACAGCACUUGUUCUUUUAAUAAAAGAAUGUUUUACUAAAAAAAGGAAAUC